AACACAGAGUCUGCUAACAGACCGACUGAAACGGACAGGGUCAAAACCGCUUUGGAUUUCAGGAAAAGAUUAUUCCAACGAGCAGCAUUUUUCUUUCUUUCUUUUUUUUUUUUUGGAAAAGCUAACAAUACAUUGGGUAAUUCUGAAACAAUGUAUCGGUUCCUUUCCAUGACCGUGAUUUCACUGCUAGUUAUUUUGGGGCCCCAUGUCAGCAUACAGUCUUCAUCAAGACAUCUCGAGCGGAGCAUCAACAGGACAUACAUAUCAGUGCUGAAAGUGUCCAACGGAAUGAGAUGGGGGACAUGGGGACUGGAGGAAAUAUGUCAAACCGGUACAUAUGCCGCAGGGUUUAGCCUUAAGGUGGAAAGAAAUCUGCUUCCACUUCAAGAUGACACCGCACUCAAUGGAAUUCGUCUUCACUGCACUGACCCGUCCAAAAACUCAGCAUAUAGUCGUGAGCACUACUCAACUGUACAGUCAGAAGUAGGAAGCUGGGGAACAUGGACAAAUAUAAAAUGGUGCUCAUCUGGAUUCUUGAAAACUUUUCAGUUGAGAGUAGAAUCGUCCCAAGGAGGCGGGGAUGAUACAGCCGCAAACAACAUCAGAUUCACAUGCAGUGAAAACGGGGAAGUACUGGAAGGGAGCGGAAUGUUGUGGGGCGACUGGGGCGACUGGAGCAACACGUGUCCAGGAAAAGGAAUCUGUGGCAUCCAGACGAGCAUUGAGGAGCCGCAGCACAGCGGAGAUGAUACGGCCCUCAAUGAUGUGAUGAUGUACUGCUGCAAAUAAAAAAUGCUGCCAUUGUUAAAUUACAUCUAUGAAAAAUACCAUUGAGAUACAGAAAAUUUAAUUUGAGUUCAUUUAAAGUUAAAUUGUGUAGUUUCUGUGCCACCCGAAUGGAUUUGCAAAAAUAAAAUUUGUUUUUAAACAC
This is a messenger RNA of Myxocyprinus asiaticus (Chinese sucker), 931 nucleotides long. RefSeq names its product vitelline membrane outer layer protein 1-like. The record is from RefSeq and is a predicted model, not a curated record. The coding region runs from base 151 to 789 and encodes 212 amino acids. Lineage: Eukaryota; Metazoa; Chordata; Actinopteri; Cypriniformes; Catostomidae. The transcript is spliced from 4 exons.